Messenger RNA from Pimephales promelas (fathead minnow), 6360 nucleotides. RefSeq names its product kinesin-like protein KIF1C. Gene Ontology annotation, biological process: microtubule-based movement. The record is from RefSeq and is a predicted model, not a curated record. Lineage: Eukaryota; Metazoa; Chordata; Actinopteri; Cypriniformes; Leuciscidae. Gene Ontology annotation, molecular function: ATP binding; microtubule motor activity; microtubule binding.
GUGACGUCACACGCUGGACCCUCGGCUGCGCGAGCACAGGACGGGACGGGGUGGGGGGCGCGCGCAAACACCGCGGCCAGCGGCGACGUUUUCCUCAAUAUAUUUCAUUUUCUUUUCCCUAAAAUCAUCCUAAUCGGACCCGAAACACACCGGACGCGUUCCAGCGGUGGGAGAGCGCGUCACCGACGGCACUGCGGGUGACCAGACGCGCGCGCGGCCUCCGCGGGGAAGUUUCUCACCGGCGCGCGUGACAGUCAGCGGCUAAAGGACACCGGGAAGUCUCGCGCGGCCCCGGGGUUUAACGAGAGGGAGAUUCUCCCGUCAAACGUGCAAAUAACAGAGAAAAUACCGUGUCAAAGUUAUAAAUCGAGUGAAAGUGAGAGAGACGGAGAGCCGCAGCGCCCCCGCCCGCGUCCACCGGGAAAGUCACGGGGAUUCUCUCAUCCGACGGGUCUCGGUGAAGCAUGGCCGCCUCAGUGAAGGUAGCAGUGAGAGUUCGACCCUUCAACUCACGAGAAAACAGCCGAGAUGCUAAAUGCAUCAUACAGAUGCAGGGAAACACCACCUGCAUCUGGAACCCCAAACUGCCCAAAGAAGCGGCCAAGAACUUCAGCUUCGACUACUCCUACUGGUCUCACACUACGGAGGAUGACCCUGCGUUCGCGUCCCAGCGGCGAGUGUAUCUGGACAUCGGGGAGGAGAUGUUGCUUCACGCGUUCGAGGGAUAUAACGUCUGCAUAUUCGCCUACGGCCAGACGGGAGCGGGGAAAUCCUACAGCAUGAUGGGAAAACAAGAGCCUGGACAACAGGGCAUCAUCCCUCAGAUGUGUGAGGAUCUGUUCCAGCGCACGAGUGAGAACACCGACCCGGAGCUGUCCUACUCCGUAGAGGUGUCGUUUAUGGAGAUCUACUGCGAGCGCGUGCGAGAUCUGCUGAACCCCAAGAGUAAAGGUGCGCUGCGGGUCCGAGAGCACCCCAUCAUGGGCCCGUACGUGGAGGACCUGUCCAAACUCGCUGUGACCUCCUACCAGGACAUCAGAGACCUCAUGGACUCGGGGAACAAGGCCCGGACGGUGGCGGCUACGAACAUGAACGAGACGAGCAGUCGAUCACACGCGGUCUUCACCAUCGUCUUCACUCAGCACCGCCGAGAUCAGCUGACCGGCCUCGACACGGAGAAGGUCAGUAAGGUGAGUCUGGUGGAUCUGGCGGGCAGCGAGCGAGCGGAUUCGUCUGGAGCUAAAGGCCUGAGGCUGAAGGAAGGCGCUAACAUUAAUAAAUCUCUCACCACUCUGGGGAAGGUCAUCUCCGCUCUGGCUGAAAAUCAAACCAGCAAAAGAAAGAAAACUGAGUUCAUUCCGUACAGAGACUCAGUGCUCACCUGGAUCCUGAAGGAGAACCUGGGUGGUAAUUCUCGUACCGCUAUGAUUGCUGCUCUCAGUCCUGCAGAUAUUAACUAUGAGGAAACACUCAGCACACUCAGAUACGCUGACCGCGCAAAGCAGAUCCGCUGUAAUGCUGUAAUUAACGAGGAUCCAAACGCUCGUCUGAUCCGAGAACUGAAGGAAGAAGUGAACAGACUCCGAGACCUGCUGCUGUCACAAGGGCUGAGCCGACUGGUCACCGCUCCGGCUGCUGAAGUCAAUAACAACCGUGUUGACGUCACUCUUACGCCUGCUGAUCCCGCCUCUAAUGGAGCCCCGCCCACAUCUGAGCCUGUCACCAGAGAAGGCCCCGCCCCUGAGAGUGACUCCGCCCCGCUGGAUGGCCACACCCAAUUAGAAGAGUUUCAGGGCGAGAUGAUAACCAAUGAGGAAGCAGUGGAGAGACUGAAGGAAACAGAGAAGAUCAUCGCUGAGCUCAACGAGACGUGGGAGGAGAAACUACGGAAGACUGAGUCGAUACGAAUGGAAAGGGAGUCGAUUCUGGCAGAGAUGGGUGUGUCCAUUAAAGAGGAUGGAGGAACUGUUGGAGUGUUUUCACCUAAAGGGACUCCGCACCUGGUGAACCUGAACGAGGAUCCGCUGAUGUCAGAGUGUCUGCUUUACUACAUCAAAGAGGGCGUGACCAGGGUUGGUCAAAAGGAUGUGGACAUUAAACUCAGUGGUCAGUUUAUUAAAGAGCAGCACUGUGUGUUUUACAGCUACAUCAACCACAAUGGAGAAGUGUGUGUGACUCUGGAGCCGCUGGAGGGAGCCGAGACGUACGUCAACGGCAAGCAGAUCAGCGAGUGUGUGCAGCUCAAACAGGGAAACCGCGUGGUGAUGGGCAAGAACCACGUGUUCCGGUUCAACCACCCGGAGCAGGCGCGUGUGGAGCGCGAGCGGAGCCUGGACCAGCAGGGGGAGCCGGCGGACUGGAACUACGCCCAGAGGGAACUGCUGGAGGAGCAGGGCAUCGACAUCAAGCUGGAGAUGCAGAGGAGGCUGCAGGACGUGGAGACGCAGUACCGGCGGGAGAAAGAGGAAGCGGAUCUACUGCUGGAGCAGCAGCGGCUGUAUGCUGAUUCAGACAGUGGGGAUGAUUCUGAUAAACGCUCAUGUGAAGAGAGUUGGAGACUCAUAUCCUCCCUGAGAGAGAAAUUACCAGCUAUCAAGGUCCAGUCCAUCGUGAGGCGCUGUGGGUUACCCAGCAGUGGGAAGCGGCGUGAGCCUCUGCGUGUGUACCAGAUCCCGCAGCGCCGCCGCAUCAGCAAGGCCCCGGAGCGCGUGACGCUGAGCGACCUGAAGCUGCAGGCGGUGAAGGAGAUCUGCUACGAGGUGGCGCUCGCCGACUUCCGGCACUCGCGGCGCGAGGUGGAGGCGCUGGCCGUGGUGAAGAUGAAGGAGCUGAGCCGCAUGUACGGAGUGCUGCACACGGGCGGGCGGCGGGACGAGGAGGAGGAGAAGGAGGCGUGGAGGGACGUGGCUCAGGACGUGUGGGACACGGUGGGCAUCGGGGACGAGCGCCAGGACACACACACACACGCUGACGGAGAGAGAGGCGUGUACGACCUGAAAGCUCACAUCAACAAACUGACCGAUAUCUUACAAGAGGUCAAAGAGCAGAACAACACGAAGGACGAAGAGAUCAAAGCCCUCAGAGACCGGAUGAUGAAGAUGGAGAGCAUCAUACCAGCAGUGCAGGACGACGAUGAAUCCGAGGAUCUGAGCGCAGACGGUGAUGUGGAAGAUGGGCGUGGCCAUCUAGAGCUCCUCCCCAAAGAGCAGCGCGUGUCACGGCUGAUGGAGGAAGACCCCGCCUUCAGGAGGGGCCGCAUGCGCUGGCUCAAACAGGAGCAGACACGCCUCCUCAACCUGCAGCAGCAGCAAAUCACCAAGCGCCUGCGCCGAGGGGGCGGAGCCGGGGGCGGGGCUGUGGGUGGGGAGGGCGUGGUCCACCUCCCUGGAACGGGACGCUUCAUUCCCCCUCAGGACUGCAAGCUGAAGUUCCCCUUUAAGAGCAACCCUCAGCACCGGCUCUCCUGGGGGCCGAACGGGUCCGUGGCGCCAGACGAGGAACGAGGGCCCGCCCCCGGCGUGCCGUUACUUCCUCUUCCGUUCCAAAUGCCGGUCAUCAUGCGCGCGCCUUCCCCCAGUCGCCCCUGGCAACCUCGUCCCUACAGCAAUGGUAACUAUGGCAACGGCAAUCACGUUCCUCAGCAACAACAAUGGCGCCACAGGCGCAAUUCACUGGAUGGCUCCACCGUACCUGGCAACCAGGGUUAUUAUGCCAACGGGCACCACAACAACAACAACCGCGGUCGCUAUCGGCAACAGUCGCCGGGCCCUUGUGUACGCGGGGAGGGCGGGUACGUCAACCACCAACGGCCCCUACCGCACACGCUCACCGAUCAACCGCACGGCAAACACCAAAAACCGCAAGGCUACGUCACCCCGCCGCGCAUGAGGCGCCAGAACAGCGCCCCGGACCUGAAGAGCAGAGAAACGCCCGUCUGAUGAUGUCAUGAACACUAGCCCAGCGGGUUUGAGGGGUCAGGGAGUUAGUUAACAGAGUCUCAUGUAGUCAGACUAUCAGUAGAAAGAGUUUAUUCUGGGCUAGAGCCGCCCACUUCGGGACAGGAAGAGCGUCACUGGCUACGUUUACAUGCUACCAAAUCACCUGUUAGUAACGGGACUAGCGGCUCAGUCGCGCUGAAAGCUUCACGCACACGCCUUAACCGAUCCAAUGAGAUUUCUGAAAACUGAAAGACUGCGCAUGUGCAAUGAUGUAGAAAUAGCGUAGUGAUGUAGAAAUUUACUCCAAAUUAUGACCAGAAAUGGAUAAAUAUGAAGUUUGCUGUUUAAAAGAAAUAAAGAAGUACUGUAGAGAAUAUUAAUUACGGCGGGAAACUCUGUAUAUUCCUGCAGUGAGCGCAGGUCAAAAACACUGCUCCGACACACACACACACACACACACACACACACACACAUCACCCCGCUCACAUGUUCAGGCUCAUGAACACACUGCGCUCAGAUCCAUCAGUCGACUCAGUUCAGCGCGACGGAAACACCAGCUGGGCCUGUAAACGCAGCCAGUGACCGCAACGGACCGCAGCUGGAGUGAUAACUGUAGCGGCUGCUGCGGCUGCUAAUGUAUCGUUGCGGUUAUCGCUGGUCGUGUCAUCUUGAGUUUCGUACAUACUGACGGUUGCUCAUCCAAUCAGAUUGGAGCGUGUGAUUUUUGGAAGGCUCUCGUGUUUUUAAGUGCAAUAUGCUUGUGUGGGCGGUCCGAGACUAGCUAACACAAACUCUGCUAGCGCACACGUCAGCACUCAGUGUGUGUGUGUGUGUGUGUGUGUGUGUGGUGUUCAGCAUCAGCACUGCUCAAACAGGAUCAGUUGUGCAUCAGAUUUGCACUAGUUCAGCCUCAAUGUGCCUUAAUAACCUCAGAGAUCACUGACAGAAACGCCAUGAGGGUGUGUGUGUGUGUGUGUGUGUGUGUGUGAGAUCUGAGAUGGAGGAACCUCUGAUGCCUGAUUCAUGGUUCUGAACCGUUCUUGUUUUAUGAGUCUGUGUUGAUAUAUACUGUUGGACACAGCUCCAAUCAUUUACACUCACUGCAGUUUUUCUUUUUUUUUCUUCAGUUUUUCAAUUAAAUUUGUGUUUUAAGCCAAACUCACCAUCUUUAGUGGACUACACUGAGCCAGAGGAGGAUUGUUCAACAACACCAGACUUCAUCACGUCGCUCUCGUCCAUCUGCAGCGCUAGCUCCACCUGCUGGAGAUAAUGAACAUUAAACACAACGGUUCACUCCCUAACCAGUGAGGACCGCACUAGUGUGUAGGGCUGGAAUGUGUUUGCACAGCCGUGAUGAUGACGACGCAAGUGAUGAUGAAGGGGAUGUUGAGAGUUCAAAGGUCAUUGAAAUGGACAUGUGGGGUGAAAUGCAAGUCGUGUGAGUUUUAGAGUUUGUUUUUUCAGGAUUUUUAAAGUUGUGAGUGAACAUGCUGAGGACGGAUGUUUUAAACUCCCUGGUAGAAGAGAUGUUGUGUCUCAACGGGACCUUCCUGGUUAAAUAAUAAUAAUAAACUCAAUCAGAUGGCAGAAAUAUAUAUAUAAUAUUUGGAAUAUGAUUCCUGUGCCUUUGGGCCACAGACAGUUGUUUGAUCCGGUUUGACGUUAUUUUGAGUGGCAGAUUUGAAACGGUCCCACUUGUGUGAGACUGCACUGCAUAUCCCAUCCCAUCCCACUGGAGAGUUACUGGAGAUUCCCACUUGAUAUUCCCACUGGGAUUCCCACUGUAUCCCGUCAGAGUAAACCAGCCACGCGAGUGAUGUCACAGUGACAGUGUUGCAGGUGGGCGGGGUUAUGUGAGAUUGCCUUUAGACAUGACAUCACAGGAAUGUUUGUGACCGUGACCUUUAGCACUUCAGGACAAUCUUCUGAUGGUGUCGUGUGUGUUUGGAUGAUGAUGAUGAUGAUGAUGAUGUCUCUUAUCUACACCCAUAGAUAUACACACUAGAUGUCGCCUUGGCUACGGCAGUUCAUUGGAACGAAUGCGUCAAUAGAGCCGCCAUCAUGUGACAGGGGAGCCCCUCCUCUGCUGUUUAGAACCCCAUGGCCACAUCUAGUGCAUAUACAUCUAUGAUCCACACCGCAGAUGAUCACUGCCAGGAUAUGAUGCGUGUUUAGUUUCAUCAUGCCUUCAUGUAUUCAUCAUGUAUGCGACUGAGUUAAUUUACUCAAACACACACAUGCAUUAUUCACUUGUGUGUGUUUGUGUGUGUGAGGUCGACUCGAUGAACCUCGUGUGUGUCGUCGGACACAAGCUUCUGUUUCUGCUCUUCUUUUGCUCGGUUUUUUCCGGAUGUUGAGUUUUUUUUUUUUUUGUCUGUUUAAAAACGGCAAAAUAUCAUUAAAGGAAAAUGUAUUAAAUCAA